GCGCAACCCCCUGUACGUCCGGAUAUCAGUCCGUGUCGAAGGUUUGAAGAGUUUUGUUUACAAAAUGGAAGAAUUUAAAGCCUGCGAUUUGGACUAUUUUCCUGAAAACAUUUUAAUCGACGUGCUGUCGUUUCUGAGCGUACGCGAGCUCGUCAGAGCUGGAAGAGUAUGUAAGAGGUGGAAACGCCUUGUUAAAGAUCAGAGAUUGUGGAGGUUUGUCGACCUGACCGCGUGGAAAGGAGUGACAUCCCGCAUACUUUGGGUCCUGCUGCGUCAGUACCUGGGUUGUGGACUAAGGUGCCUACGGUUGCGUGGUUUGCUGCUCUCUGCCCGAGGCGGCACCUUUCUCUCUGAGUCUUGGCUGAAAGCUUUGGCCACAAAGUGCCCUCGCCUGAGUAAGCUCUAUCUUCUGCACACAGACCUGAGAACUCUGUCCAGUUCCCAGCUCCUACCUUCAUCUUUGCAGGUGCUGGAACUGUGUGGUUGUGAGCUUCCACGUGGCUUUUUCAACCAAACACUGCCCACUUCACCUGCCCAAGAAAGAGCAGAAGCCACAUCUAGUGUUGGUGCUCAACACCAAGGGCGGGGUCAGAAAAGAAAACAGCUUAGCUCUCCAUCAGGAAUUCCUAUUCAGACCUUAGUCCUUAACAAUGUGCCCUCUUUCACGGACCAGCACCUGCAGAGUCUGACAUCAUGGGAGAGACUCAGUCGACUAGAGCUGCGUGACACCUUUCGUGUGACAGCCAAUGGGCUCAGGAGCUGUGCUGCCAAAGAUGGUGUUGGUGGUGUGGAAGGGCUAUCCAGGCUUAAGUUUCUGGAAAUAGGCAUCACUGGCCGGCAGGGCUACCAGUUACAGAUGGCCUCCCUGGGUCUGGGGGCAGGUUGGCUUGGACUGGAGGAACUGAGCCUGGGUGGUAAAGAGGUGGGGCCAGGUUUACUUUGUGCCAGCCGUCUGAAGGACCUGAAGCGACUGUGCCUGUGGGCCUGCACCCUCAGCGAGAUGCAGAUAGUCCGCAGCUGCCGGCUGCUCCGUGGACUCCGUCAGCUAGAGUUUUUGGACGUGGUCUUCCAGCCUCGUCAGUGUCCUCCAGUAGUGGAAGGGGAGGGUGGUGCUGAAGAGGAGCAGAAUGGUGAGGAAGCUGCUGAAGCAGGAGAUAACAGCAACGAUGACAGUGAGACACUGGAUCCCAUUCCAAGUCUGCGUCGCUCACUGGCUGUCCUGUUACCAUCCUGUACUCUAGUUUUCACCAACUGCUCUGUUCAGAUUAAUGCAGACUAAAUGACAUCUCCACUUCUGUAGAAAAAAUACAAGUGGCUCCAGUUAGAUUGAAACUAGAUUCACACUCUCACAAGACUGUAAUUUUAUACAGCAUUACUGUUUUAACCAUUAGUUUUUAUUAUUGUUUCAUACAAAUAAGUAUACCUAUCCAUCAUUGGCUUACAAGGUAUUCAAAUUUCAUAUGAGACAGUUUUCUCCUUUUACAUAUUGUUUACAAUAUGUAAAAGGAAUGUCUUGCCAAUGUCUGACAAUCUCAGACAUUGGCAUCAUUAAAUAAAAAUACCCUCACAAAUCUAGUGUAAAAAUGGUCCAAUCAAUUUAUAAUCAUAUUGUCAGAUUUGACAUCAAUUUUACUUCCUACCAAUUGCCAUUUUUUAAAUAUUUUAGCCAGAAAAAACAAUACUUGAUCUUAACUGUGCAACUUAAAAACUUUGAUUGUUAGUUACUGUGAUGGAGCAUAAGAUCCAUGCCCACUGUCUGGUAAUUUGAGGUGUCCAUAAAACCAUUCCUGGACAAUUUUUGUAGUGUGGCACAUUAUCUGGGCGAAAGAAGUGACCAGCUUUGCCAUAAUGUGAUGUUUUUAGUCUGCAGUAAUGGUUAGGUUAGUGUUAUGUGUCAAAGUCACGUCCACAUGAAUGCCUGGACCUAAAAUGUCUGGGAAUAACUUACCCAGAAUAUCACACUGACUAUGUUGUCUUGUUUUCUUCCUAUAGUGCACCCUUUUGCCAUAUUUUCUGCAGAUACAUGCGUAACACACACCUGACUGCCCACAUGAUGUAAAACAAAACAAGGCCACCUGCUCACAUUCCAAUUUAAGUGCUUACUGUGGUGGGCAUUGGUCAGCACCUGACUGGCGUAAAGCUACGCUGACCCAUACACGGCAAAUUGGCAAUGUGCUGUGUAUUGUGACUGCUUUUUGUCGUCGCAAACUGAGAUUUUCACACAGCAAUUUCAGAAAUUUAUUGGGAUUUGGACUUCACAGGCCUGUCUGUCUCUUUUAAAAACAUGAUUUUAUUUAUAACAAAACAUGCCCAGUGUCUUUGAAUUACAUUUUUGACUUCCAAAACAAAUUGCUCAUAUGAAAAAGCCUAGAACUUGUAAACUAAUAUGGAAGUUUUAAGUUUUGUUUUGUUUUGUGUUUUUUUUGCAUACCCUUUUAAACUCAGUCACAUCCACACGAUAUUGAACUGUCACUGCCACACUAAAUACAAAAGCAGGUGUCAGCUACAACAGUAUAGAUUUGAAACUCGCAAUGAUGCAGCUGUUUCCUGUUCUCUUAUCUAUGUUCAGAAAACAGUUAAAUUGUCACAAGCAGGUGUUUGGUUUUAGUGAUACAGAAAAAACCCAGUAUGCUUUACAUGCUAUGUAGGAAUAAUUAAACGAGAAAUGUAAAUUGUAGAGGUCUGUUGAUUGUAUAAAGGACGCAGACAGUUAUGAAGAAGGUAGAAUUUUUAAAGACAAAACUCUUUUGAAUAAAUCUAUUUUCAACAAACAAAGAAGGUUGUAUUAUUCCUCUUGUAUAUUGGAAUUCAAAUGAAUUGCAUAAUAUACUAACAUCAUUAAAGGUCUUUGUUUUGUCAACCAAA
Solea senegalensis (Senegalese sole) is the source of this 2865-nucleotide messenger RNA. Its product is annotated as F-box/LRR-repeat protein 12-like. Gene Ontology annotation, molecular function: protein binding. NCBI's taxonomy places the organism in Eukaryota, Metazoa, Chordata, Actinopteri, Pleuronectiformes, Soleidae. The record is from RefSeq and is a predicted model, not a curated record. The coding region runs from base 65 to 1279 and encodes 404 amino acids. The transcript is spliced from 3 exons.